AUGAAAAUUGCCUUCUUCUCUACCCACAGUUACGAUAUUGAAUCAAUUGAACGCGCUGCCAAGGAGGAUAGAGUUACACCCGAACAUAAACUCAAGUUCUUCAGCUCACGGCUGGAUACGAACGCUGCCAAAUUGGCUGAAGGUUGCGAGGGUGUGUGCAUUUUCGUUAAUGAUAUUGCCGACGAAACUGUCUUGCGCAUGCUGGCUUCUGGUGGUACAAAAGUCAUGUUUCUGCGUUGUGCAGGCUUUGAUAUGAUUGACUUGAAGGUUGCCAAAGAGCUCGACAUGCCAGUCAUUCGUGUCCCUGCCUACUCGCCGCACUCUGUUGCUGAAUAUGCUGCAGCAUUGAUGAUGACGCUGAACCGCAAGAUCCAUCGCUCGUAUAAUCGUACGCGCGAGCUAAACUUCCGCUUGGAGGGUCUAUUAGGCUUUGAUAUUAAUAAAAGGACCAUUGGAGUCGUCGGUACGGGCAAGAUUGGUGCUCUGUUUGCACGUAUUGCUACAGGUUUCGGUUGCAAGGUUCUUGCCUAUGAUGUAAAGCAGAGCACGGAAGCUCUGAGUUGUGGGGUCGAAUACGUCAGUUUGGAUGAGAUAUGGUCGCGUUCGGAUAUCAUCUCACUGCACUGUCCGCUGCUUCCGUCAACCAAGCACGUGAUCAACGCAGCUAGUAUCUCAAAGAUGAAAGAUGGUGUCAUGAUUAUUAACACGAGUCGCGGUGGUCUUAUCAACACCAAAGCUCUCGUGAACGGCCUGAAAAGCUGCAAGAUCGGUUCAGUGGGCUUGGACGUGUUUGAGGGUGAGGGUGAAUACUUUUACUCGGAUCAAUCAUGUCGUAUCAUUGCCGAUGAGAAUCUUGCUCGUUUGUUUACAUUCCCGAACGUGAUUAUCACUGGCCACCAGGCUUUUUUCACACAGGAAGCAUUGGCAAACAUUAGUCACACCACAAUGGACAAUAUCAAGGCGUACGAUGCGAAAAAAGAGCUUGUGAACGAGAUCAAGUAG
Molecule: messenger RNA, 1002 nt
Organism: Peronospora belbahrii
Lineage: Eukaryota; Oomycota; Peronosporomycetes; Peronosporales; Peronosporaceae
Source: the annotation of a GenBank genome assembly